Menidia menidia (Atlantic silverside) is the source of this 2186-nucleotide messenger RNA. The record is from the annotation of a GenBank genome assembly. Lineage: Eukaryota; Metazoa; Chordata; Actinopteri; Atheriniformes; Atherinopsidae.
GGUUUUUACGGCUCAAAGUCAGUGCCACACGUUUCAGUGUUGAUGUAUUUUGGCCACGAAAACCUGACGAAAACCGCCCCGCUUUAACGCGCCCCGUCUUCUCUAAAUCCCCGGGCCUUCAUCCCGCUGCUUAUAUCCGCCUCCCUGAGGAUACAGGAUCCUUAUCACGAGACGUCCUUUAUUGAAGCCCCUCUGUCCUGUGUGACCCCCUGACACAGAGAGGAUGGUGAUGGAGGAGGGGGGCCAGAGAGAUGGAGGGAGGGCUGCUCCAGUGGCUGCUCGAGCCGAGGGGAGGCAAAUCUUUGUGGAUCUUGGGGAGCAGAACCUUGAUGGCAUUUGUCUCUCUACGUAUCGAACCGCCUGCAAGCUCCGGUUCGUCCAGAAGAGAUGCAACUUGCACCUGAUUGACAUCUACAACGUGAUCGAGGCGGUGCGGGACGCGGGGCUGAACGCUGUGGAGCUCAAUGCCGGCAUCUCGGUCACCAGGCUGGAGAACCUGGUGUCCUCCCUGUUCAACCAGCUCAGCAAACGCCUGCCCACCACCCACACCAUCAACCCACAGGAGAGCACCGCCCUCCUGCUGGAGUUCCUCCUGGCUGCUGUCGAGUGUGAGCCGGAAAGCCGCCUGACGGUCCUCUCUGUGAAGGCCAUGCUGGCCAUUCUGUGUGGAGGGAAACUGGUGGACAAACUGCGCUAUGUGUUUUCUCAGGUAUCCGACUCCAACGGUGUGUUGGUGCUGUCCAAGUUUGACAGCUUUCUGAGGGAGGCUCUCAAGCUGCCGACCGCCGUGCAUGAAGGGCCUUCAUUUGGAUACACACAAACUGUGGCACGCUCCUGUUUCCCGCAGCAGAAGAGGGUGAUGCUCAACAUGUUCCUGGACAUCGUGGCCGACACCCCCCAGUGUCUCGUCUGGCUGCCUCUCCUCCACCGCAUGGCCAACGUGGAGCAUGUGUACCAUCCCGUCUCGUGCUCCUACUGCCGUGGAAACGGCAUGACGGGCUUUCGCUAUCGCUGCCUCCGCUGCCGUGGUUACCAGCUCUGCCAGAACUGCUUCUGGCGUGGCAACACCAGCGGUUCUCAUAGCAACCAGCACCAGAUGAAGGAGCACUCAUCCUGGAAGUCAUCGGCGACGAAGCUGGGCCGAGCCCUGAGCCGGACUCUGGGCUGCGUGUCGUCCAGGGAGGCGCCCCACCCAAUUUACCCCGAGGAGCCCGAGAGGACCCUCAACCUGGCCAACCUAGUCCCCUCCAGACAGACUGGGAACCCCAGCGAGGCCAUGCUGCUGUCUCCACCGGCACCCGAGUCCUCCAAGAGUUUGGCAGCAGCUCAGCGGAUGAACGAGGAGCACGCUCUGAUCGCAGCGUAUGUGAAUCGCCUGCAGAGCAGCCCCCGUGCUUUGGACAGUCCCAGCCGGCAGGACGAGGAGCACAAGCUGAUCGCCCGCUACACCUCCCGGCUGGCAGAGACCGACGGCGCAGGGGUGAUUCCCACCAGGAGCAUCAACUUUGACGUGAACAAACAGAAGAGGGAGCUGAUAGCUCAGCUGGAGUGCAAAAACAGGGAGAUCUUGGCCGAGAUCAAACGUCUCCGCCUGGAGCACGACGCGGCCUGCCAGCCCAGCCCCGAUAAGGGCAGCACCAACCCCACCCUGCUGGCCGAGCUCCGCCUGCUCAGACAGAGGAAAGAUGAACUGGAGCAGAGGAUGUCGUCUCUGCAGGAGAGCAGGAGGGAGCUGAUGGUGCAGCUGGAGGGCCUGAUGAAGCUGCUCAAGGACGAGGAGCAGCGGCAGGCAGCGCAGGCGGCCGGCUCCUCUCACGCCUCUCCCUCUCGGCCCAGCCCGUCCACCGCCCGCUCAGUGGGGGCGGCCUCUCCCCACGCCCACAUGUACCCCCCCCAGGACUCCCUGGCCGGGGUGGGGGGGGACGUCCAAGAGGCCUUUGCUCAAGGCCCGAGAAGAAACCUAAGGAAUGAUCUUCUGGUGGCAGCUGACUCCAUCACCAACACCGUCUCCUCGCUGGUCAAAGAGCUCCACUCCGAUGAAAGUCGGGAGGAUGAGGAAAGACUGCUGAACGGGAAAGACAGAGGUAAACAAAUCUCUUUUCCGAUCACGUUCCACUUAAAAGAAAACACAAACAUUUGUUAUAAUGCAGAGCAUGCAGAAAAAUAACAAAAUUGAAUAAAUAAAU